This is a messenger RNA of Oncorhynchus tshawytscha (Chinook salmon), 2364 nucleotides long. Its product is annotated as phosphatidylinositol N-acetylglucosaminyltransferase subunit Q. Gene Ontology annotation, cellular component: membrane; endoplasmic reticulum. The record is from RefSeq and is a predicted model, not a curated record. Lineage: Eukaryota; Metazoa; Chordata; Actinopteri; Salmoniformes; Salmonidae. Gene Ontology annotation, biological process: GPI anchor biosynthetic process.
CGCAAUGAUAUUCCAGCCGGAGCGUAAAUGUUGACGGUCUAUCAACAACAAAGAUGGCUACCAACAGACGCUAACUUCAAUUUGACAAUUGAAGGGUAAAUCAUGUAACGGUACGAUCCCAAAUCUGUUUGAAACGGCAUUGACAUCAUAUUGACAAAAGCAGAUUUUCUUCGAAUAUAAAUAAACAAACCUACAGGUAUCUGAAGACACUAGGCUAACCUGUGAUCACCUACCCCAGGAGGUUAGACUGAAGGAGCGUGCCUGACCUCUGACCCCUGACCUCCAGUCCCACCAUGGUGCUGAAGAUAUUCUUCCCUCAGUGCUGUAACAAGGCAGACAGUGGGCUGCUUGUGGGGCGAUGGAUCCCAGGACAGAACUCGGCAGUGGUGCUAGCUGUCAUCCACUACCCCUUCAUCCCUGGACAGGUCAAGCAGUACAUCCACCAGAUGCGUGGCCAGAGUGGGGUGGAUCUGACGGUGCUGGGCUCGUGGAGCAUGCCCAAGGAGGGCCAGGAGGGCAUGGAGAGUUUCCUCAGGGACCUCAGCACCAUCUUCCCCAGGGAGUGGCUCCAGCUCAGUAGAGAGAUGGGCAAGAUAGGCUUCAGGUGUCACGUCCUCACAAGGGACCCGAAUGGGAAGCUGAUACAACAGGAAAAGGAGCUGAAAGAGGAUGGUGGUGGAGAGAAAGGAGGAAAGGGAGGAGAGGGAGAGAAAGGAGGAAAGGGAGGAGAGGGAGAGAAAGGAGGAAAGGGAGGAGAGGGAGAGAAAGGAGAAGGAGGAAAGGGAGGAGAGGGAGAGAAAGGAGGAAAGGGAGGAGAGGGAAAGAAAGGAGGAACAAAGAAAGGAGGAGGAGAGAAUAAAGUAGAGGGAGAGGAAGGAGGAGGAGAGAAGGACAAGGUGAUCUUUAUCCACUAUGAACAGAGGAAGGUCAUGCUGUCUCAGCUGCACCCCGUAGACAACGGGCUUCCAGACCCUCAAACGGAGUCACAACUACCACAGGUGAGGACGUGGACUCACAGUGUUUGGGACAGUUGUCAGAGUGAGCCGCUGUUCUUCCUGGAUAACCAUGAUGACGACCUGUCUGUCUACUACCUGCCAGUGAAGAUGAGCCUCUGGGUGUGUGUGUCAGUACCUGUCUGUCUGCUAACCACCUGGAUACUAACCUGGAUACUAACACUGUGGACCAGCCUCUGUAGUAGCAGGAUAUUGAAUGUGCGCCCGAUGAGGUUCAUCUCCAGUAAGUUGUCUACUUGUCUCCAGCUGAGCUACAGAACAGAACACCUUCAGACAGUCUGCUCUCCUACCAGAGCCACCGCACACAACCACUUCAUGAGGAAAGCCAAUAUCUUUGUGUCGUUCUUUGUGGAUGUGUCUCUGGGCCUGCUGCUGGUGUCGUGGAUGUAUAGAGAGAACCGUAUAGGCAAACUAGCCAACACACUGGUACCUGCUGCUGACCAUGUAGCUAAAGAGCUGGAGGAGCUGUUGCAGUGGCUGAUGGGAGCUCCAGCUGGUCUGAAGAUGAACCGGGCUCUAGACCAGGUGUUAGGACGAUUCUUCCUCUACCAUAUACACCUGUGGAUCAGCUACAUUCACCUGAUGUCUCCGUUCAUUGAGAUGAUUCUGUGGUACGUGGGUCUGUCUGCCUGCCUGGGCUUGACCUUUGCCCUCUCCCUGCUCUCUGACAUCACCGCCCUGCUCACCUUCCACAUCUACUGUUUCUACGUCUAUGGAGCCAGGCUGUACUGUAUGACAGUAUAUGGUCUGUCCUCUCUGUGGAGGCUGUUCAGGGGGAAGAAAUGGAAUGUCCUCAGACAGAGAGUAGACUCCUGCUCUUAUGACCUGGACCAGUUGUUCAUCGGGACGUUACUCUUCACCAUCCUGCUGUUCCUCCUGCCAACCACAGCUCUAUACUACCUAGUGUUUACCCUGCUCCGCCUUGUGGUAGUAAUGUUCCAGGGAGUAUAUCUCCACCUCAGUGUUGACUUCAUCAACUCCUUCCCUCUGUUCGCCAUGGGCCUCCGACUCUUCAGAUCCUACAGACUGGCAGAGGGGGUGAAGUUCAGAGUGCUCUGUGAGGAACCAGGAACACCUCUACACCUCAUGAUGGAUAUUAACCCUCUGAAGGUGAGCAGUGUGGUUCAGACCUACAGGACCCCCACCUACAGCUGCUACCCUAAAGACUCCUGGCUGGCCCUCUGCAAGAAGCUGUUCCUGGGAGAACUCAUCUACCCCUGGAGACACAAGACCACCAAGAUAGACUAGGACCAGGGGAGAGAGAGAUGGGGGGGGGUUCUGGGAGAACUCAUCUCCCCUGGAGACACCACCAAGAUCAACUGAGACCAGGGAGAGACCGGGAAUAGAGAAG